UGUAGGUCUUCACACCGUUCUGUUGAGAGCCUUUUCAGUGCUCAGUUCCAGAGCAAAGCAACACAGACUGUUGGUGAAAUACUUCUAAAAAGUGUGGAAAGACUUUCUACCUCAGGUUUCACCCAGUCAUUCCAGUCCUCCUCCAGCUCAACUGCUAUUCAGCCGUCUGUUGCAGCCUCUUCCUUAUCCAUUCAAGCCCAGUCGACAGCUUCAGAUAUUAUCAGAAGCUUUUUGAAAUACUUGCAGAAGUGUUGUCUGUCUGUCCCAUCAGAUAGUGCUUCUAGUUCAUCUACACCAACUUCUAAGAGAAAGGAAAGUGUACCCUCUGCUUCUCGCAGCAUAUAUAGAGGUGUGCAGAAGAAAGUUUUUGGAUUUCUACUGGGGCUCCAGACGUCAUUUUCAGAAAGAAGCAAGAUUUCCCCACAAGAUCAGCCUACAGGAGGAGUAGAGCUGGAAUCUGAGAGGGUUUUAUCAGUCAGAUCACCUCCUCAUAUAAUAUCAGCAAGAAUCCAGAAUAAUUUAGACUCUUGUACAGAUGAGGUUAUUGGCAAAGUUGUGGAGUUAUACAAGAGUGAGCUACUUCUGCCAAGCUCCUCUGAAGUUCCUCUCCACAGCUCAAAAUCACUUCCAGAACAGCCUUUCAGACUGAUAACUGUUAAGCCUAAGAGCUUCCUGACCGAUGCAGUUAAUAAUCUUUUAAUGGGUGCUGCUAGACAGAGAAUCUCUCACAAAUCCAUCAGUACUGAAGAAAAUGAAAAGACUUCAGAGAGAAGUCAAGCCACACCAACCACCUCCCACCACAGCAUGUCUAAAACUUCUAGAAAAACUCCAAGCUCGUCAGCAUUUACUGUGUCAGAGCGAACCACUGACCCUGAGUACGACGUGAUUGAGAAGUCUGAUUCUGCUGCUGAAACUGUAGCAGUGCCCCAGCCUCAGUCUCUCCAACAGACGAACCAACUGCAACAUCCGAUUUCUGAUGAAACCAUACGAUGUCAUGCAGAUAGACUAACCAACUUUGAGGUUCUCAGACAUAUAAAAGGGCCAUCACGUGUUUGGAAACGUUCCUCAGACUCUGUUCUAGAUGCAUCUUGGGUGAGGAAGAAUCUGCUGAGGGAUCCAGUCCAAGUACCUUCAUCGCUAGUCUGCGUUUUUGUAGAUGAAUCAGUUAAGACCUUACUCCUACACUUGCUAAGUCUGAACUCAGCAAGUACAAGGGCAGGUUCUAAAGGCCAGGACAGACAUUCAGACAAGUCAGCUGGCUCACAAUGUGCCAUCACUGGUGCAGAAAGCCGUUUGACUAAGGCGCUCACAGACUCACAGAGCAGAAUAGAGGAUCCUCUGUUAUUGCUCGUGGAUUCUGAGCAAACUAAACCUGAAAGGAGUCAGGACGUCUCUCCGUUGGAUUUCAAGUCACCUGCUGUGUCACCCACAACCUCAAGCAGGGCUGGCAGUACGAUGGCGAAAGAGACAUUGGAUAACCACAUAAUUUCUAGCAAGGAUUAUGAAACCUACUCUUCCAGCUCCAGCCCAUUAAAUGACCACCGUUCCUCGGAUCCAAACCCUGUGGCUGUGAAAAAGAGCAGUCGAGGAUUUCAUUUCAUUCUGUGUAAAAAAGCUCCCGUCUUCAGUCCUGGAGUAAAGAAAUCAAGUAAAGUUUGUCCUGCUGGCAUGAUGUCUGACCAUCAUCAGUCUACCUCGUCCUCUGGAAAUCUUCAGAAGUCUGAACAGAGAGAAUCAGCCUUUAGGAAAACACGCAAACGUCUGUCCAGGAUCUUCACAGCCAUCCGCAAAGCACUGCCCAACCCCUUCCAGUGCAUGACUCCACCAUCUUAAGCACUUAGCACAGGAGUGCUCAAUCCUGGUCCUGGAGAUCUACCACCCUACAGAGUUUAGCUCCACCUUUAAUCACACCUGAUCCAGAUAAUGAAGACAUUCAGGAGCACCUGAACAUUAGAGGCAGGUGUGCUGGGUCUGAAAUCUACAGGGUGAUAGAUCUCCAGAACCACAAUUGAGCACCCUUGA
This is a messenger RNA of Colossoma macropomum (tambaqui), 2022 nucleotides long. RefSeq lists its product as uncharacterized. The transcript is spliced from 3 exons. Lineage: Eukaryota; Metazoa; Chordata; Actinopteri; Characiformes; Serrasalmidae. The record is from RefSeq and is a predicted model, not a curated record. Bases 700 to 1833 code for a protein of 377 amino acids.